Molecule: messenger RNA, 1983 nt
Organism: Brettanomyces bruxellensis
Lineage: Eukaryota; Fungi; Ascomycota; Pichiomycetes; Pichiales; Pichiaceae
Exons: 1
Coding region: 1-1983 (660 amino acids)
Source: RefSeq, a predicted model, not a curated record
AUGAGUUUUGCGACAUUAUUACUUUUAAUUGGAACUGUGUUGGCAGACACAACCGUUCAGAUAGAGGGAUCAGAUUACAUUGAUUUAGGACUCCAGGGAUUUGGAUACGCACCAGCAAAUGCAAGAGACAAGUAUGGCGACACUAUAUCGUUUGGAUCUUCUGUGAAAUAUCAGAAGGGAUCUUUAAAACAGACUGAUGAUGGUUAUUAUACUUUCAUAACCUACAAUCUUCCUGAUAGAGGAUGGAAUGUGGAUGGAACUGUGAACUUUGCCAACAGGCUAUAUAAAUACCAGGUAACAUUAAACCCGGCUAACGAAUCUUCCACUCCAAAUAUUGAGUGGACAUAUCUUGAUUCAAUACUUUUAAAGGACUUUAAUGGUAACUAUUUCACGGGACUAGAUGCAAAUACCACGGUUGAAAUGAAUGGCUUCAGUCUCCCAGGUGUGACUUAUCAUGGCGAUGGCUGGGGAAAUAAUUUGAACUCCAAUAGUACUACUACACGUGCCAGCAUGGACUCUGAAGCUUUGGCCUUAAUUGAAGGUGACAUUGCAAAUGGAUUCUGGAUUAGUGAUGAGUAUGGUCCAGGAAUUUAUAGAUUCGAUUCGAAUGGUCAACUUCAGGAGUAUAUCACGGCACCAGAUUCGAUCCUACCUUAUGUUGAUGGAAAAAUUAAUUUUUCUUCAAAUAGUUGCCCUGCCUGGGACCAGUAUACUGUUUCUGAUCCUACAUCAGGACGUGAAGAUAACCACGGGUACGAGGGAAUGGAUUUAUCUCCAAAUGGAAAGACAUUAUUUGCACUUCUCCAAAGUGCUGCUAUGCAGGAAGGGGGUGACAAGAAAAAGUACGCUUAUAAUGCUCGUUUAAUGAAAUAUGAUCUUUCGGGUGGAUCAGCAACAGCAGUUGGAGAAUAUGUGAUAGUGCUCCCAACAUAUGUGAAUCCAUCGGAUGGGAAAACAAAGACUGCUGCUCAGUCAGAAUUAUUGUAUGUGACAGAUGACGUGGUAAUGGUACUUCCUCGUGAUUCCGGACUUGGUAGGGGGCAAGAAGAUGGAACAGAGUCAGUGUACAGACAUGUUGAUCUAUAUUCUCUUAAGAAUGCCACAAACAUUCUUGGUAAAUAUGAUGGCGAGGGAGACCAAAUAGCUUCUUCUAAAGGUAAAUUGGUUAGUGGGAUCACAGCUGCAACCCAUUAUGAGUGGAUAGACAUAAAUGAUAACACCCAGUUGAACAAGUAUGGCGUUCAUAAUGGAGGAGACAACAAUUCUACUCUUCUAAAUGAGAAGUGGGAGGGCUUAACGCUUAUUCCAAUUCCUUGUACAACAGACGAGUACUUUCUUCUUGCAGUUUCCGACAACGACUUUACCACAACAAACGGCUGGAUGAACUUUGGAACAAUUCCAUUUGAUUCAGGAGAUGACUUCGAAAACCAAUCCUUGAUGUGGAGAGUUAAGCUUGCUGCAAUUCCUCACAAUGAAGGAUCAUGCUCUUCCACUUCGUCAAGCAAUUCUUCAACAUUAGCAACAUCUACAUCCUCCACUUAUGCUAACAGCACUGCUGCUACUGCCACAUUACUUAACAGUACAGUCAAUACCACAAACAUUAAUACCAAAACAUUCUCAAACAGCACAAGCUCAUUCACAGACACACUCUCCUCAACAACUCAAACACCAUUUGGAAACAGUACUACAUCUUACCACAAUGGUAGUACGAAUGCUUUGAAGACUGUAACAUGUACAUUGGAAAAAUGCUCUGACACAUAUUCUGCAAGUGAUAUAGACCAAACAGCGACUACCGUGGAAAUCAUCACAAGUUGCAAAGGUGGAUGUAGUAAGGAAUCUCAAGAAACAUCCACAGCUGAAACCGCUAUACAUACUUCAACAUCUGCCGUUGUGAGCACAUACGAAGGACAUGCCGCAUCAACUUCUGUUUCGGCCAUGACUGUGUAUGCGUUAGCUAUUGCUGUGAUGGGAUAUCUUCUCUAA